This is a messenger RNA of Frankliniella occidentalis (western flower thrips), 2259 nucleotides long. RefSeq lists its product as uncharacterized. The coding region runs from base 158 to 1312 and encodes 384 amino acids. The transcript is spliced from 3 exons. Gene Ontology annotation, cellular component: cytosol. NCBI's taxonomy places the organism in Eukaryota, Metazoa, Arthropoda, Insecta, Thysanoptera, Thripidae. The record is from RefSeq and is a predicted model, not a curated record. Gene Ontology annotation, molecular function: N6-(1,2-dicarboxyethyl)AMP AMP-lyase (fumarate-forming) activity; (S)-2-(5-amino-1-(5-phospho-D-ribosyl)imidazole-4-carboxamido) succinate lyase (fumarate-forming) activity. Gene Ontology annotation, biological process: 'de novo' AMP biosynthetic process.
CGAGCCGGCGCGCGAUCAGCUGAGCGGGCUCGGGCUCGAGCGAGCAGAAGCAGCAGUCAGUCACUGUUCAGCCUCCACGUGUGGCUUGCGCUCGCGGUCCAUCGUUACCCGUCGUGUCUGAUUCUCGUUAGAUCGUGUUAAUUCCUCUUGUUACAUCAUGGAUCAGGGGUACUCUCAGGGUGACGCGAGUUGCGAAUACCGUUCGCCGUUUUCCUCUCGCUAUGCCUCCAAAGAGAUGCAGUAUAACUUCAGUGAGAAGAAGAAAUUCUCCACAUGGCGAAAGCUCUGGACCUACCUAGCAAAGGCAGAAAAGGUACUGAAGCUAUUCAAAGGGUCAGCUGGCUCUCAGCUUCCCGGACACAGGAUUGGAAAGUUGCAACCAUCUACUGAGAAUGAAUCCAGUAAACAAGGGAAACAUGUAGUUGUUUACUCUCCUAUUCCAACGAUGUCCCAAAGUGAUUCUUAUCAGGAGACAUGGAUUAAGGACCUCUCAUCCAAGCAAGAUCCAUUCUCUUGGCCGAGCAGUAUUUUGCAGCUGAAUUCACUAAACCAGUCUCCAGGCAGUGUUUCGGAAUGGUAUACUGAUGGGCCCGCAGUUCAAAGACCGCUGAUGAGACAGAGAAGCUCAGACAUCGAGUCCAAGCCUGCUGUUGACCAGGAUUUAUAUGGCUUUAACUCUGAUGUCAAUCAUGUCACCUCACGGUCAUCUGUUUAUCACCUUCUUGUGGCUAGAGCACAGCAAGACUUGUUGAGAAGUACAGACUCCAGUCUCUACUCAGAUCCAGAAGGACAAAGACCAUUCAGCUCAGAGAGUUCAGGCAGUGCACGUAGCUCAUUCUCAAUGUCAACUUUGGAUGGAAGUACAACAAGCUCAAACAGUACAGGAUCAAGCUCUGCAAGCUGGGACCAAGGUCUCCUCAAUGAAAUGAUGGACUCUGGUUACUCAGAUACAGGGAACCAAAGGCUGGUAAAGGACAGAUUUUGUCAGUAUUCUCAAUACCCAUCAUGGCAAGCUGAAGAGCAGUCUGCAGCAUACAUGUCCUCUGACUUAAACAACAAUAAAUUGGGUAUAUGGAGUUCCCGUUUUCAGUCUCCAGAAGACCACCAACUGAUUGAUGAUUUGUUUAUGAAAGAAGAGAAGCCUUCAAGAACACAAAGUGCUGGCUAUGGAAACUCUUCAAUCACAUCAGCACUUCAAUCUCUCUCUCUGUCAAACAAUAAUGCAUCUAAUGCCAACUUUGGACGUGCUAUCCAACCACCCCAAUCACUUUACAGUAUCUCAUCUAGAGGGCACUUCAAUUCUUCAAGUUGAUUUUUUUAGGUAAAUGUGUUUAGUUUUGUAUUCUUUUUAGGGGCUGUUGUGAUGGAAAUGUUACUUGUUGUACCAAUAUAUCUGUUUUAAUGCGAUGCAAAGAUAAUUUUUGUAUUCAGUUUUGGCAAAGCUUGUAAGAGUAUUGUUAUGUUUUAGGCUGGUGUUGUUAUCAAAUGACUUUGUAUCUGUAAAUUUAUUCUGUUCAUUAGAAGACUUAUUAAUGACCUGCAUAAUCUUUUGAUUGAAAGUGAGGUUGUAUUUGCAUGUCUUAACUGAUAUAUCAAUUGAAAUUCAUUUAUCAUUGUUAAAGAUUAGUUAGAGGUGUGUAGUAAAAUUGUUGUCUUUGCAAAUUAUCUUCAUGCAUUGUUAAAUGGGCACAUCAUUUUAUUUUAAUGGUUUUCCUGUGUGUUCUUUUCUAUUUCUCUAAUUAACUUUCGUUCUCAAUUCUCUAUAUCUUUUUGAUUUUCGUUAUGAUGUGUCUUUUAAUUUAUGGUAAUGAUUUUAGAUUUUGAAUUAAAUUUUGUGGUUGUCAACUUGGUACUGUAACAAAUUUCCUGACAAUUGUGUAGUUAUGUUUCUAUUAUUCCUGCAUCAAACUCGUAUUGUAUCUAUGAAUUUAAGUAUUGCAUGUUACUACAGUAUUCGUUAUGCAUUCCUAUGCGUUCUAUUUGAACUACUAUACUAUUAUAAAAAUGAUAUUGUGCAACUAAAUUUGCAUUAUUUUUAAUACUUUUUUUGCAUUGUACUUAAUAUAAAUAAGCAUGUUUUCACCUAGUCUUGUGAAAACUAAUACUCCUCUAACCUCCUGUAAAUGUGUUCUUAUUACAUAUGUAACUAAACUGAUUACAUAAUUGUUCUGACUUUAAUAUAUUGCGGUUUUGUCACAAGUGUGUUUGUCUUCAAAGUGAAAAUUUUAUUUUGACUAUAAAUGUUUCAGAUAAUUCUUU